This is a messenger RNA of Prorocentrum cordatum, 924 nucleotides long. Lineage: Eukaryota; Dinophyceae; Prorocentrales; Prorocentraceae. The record is from the annotation of a GenBank genome assembly.
AUGGUGUUCGACACCGUCCUGGUGGCCUUCAUGGUGCUGGAGGCGUGGGUGUUGCCCACCGUGCUCCUGGCAGCGGGCGAUCCGGGUCCCAGUGUCCUGGGGGCGCUUCGAUGGCUGCGCCUUGCGCGCCUGGUCCGGAUCUGCCGGCUGCUGCGGAGCCUGCCGGAGGUCUUGUUCAUGGUCCGGGGCGUCGCGGCCGCCACCCAUUCUGUGGGGUGCACGUUCGGGAUGCUGUUCGCAACUGUGUACGUCUUCGGCAUCGCGUUCACCCAGAUGGGCGACGGUACUGCGUUCGGUCCGAAGUACUUCGCGAGCAUCCCAGAGUCCAUGUACACGCUGCUACUGGACGGGGCGUUCAUGUGCAGCGGGCGCGAGGUGCUGGACGCUAUUCGCCGAGAGAGCGCCCUGUGCUUUGCAGUGUUCGUCGUGUUCGUGCUCGUCACGCACCUGACGAUCCUGAACCUCCUUAUAGGUGUGCUGUGCGAGGUGGUGAGCGAGGUGUCGUCCGCCGAGAAGGAGAAGUCCGAGCGGGCCUUCGUGAGGGAGAAGGUCCGCCAGGUGCUCGAGGCGGCGGGCCGGGAGGCGGCCGACGAGCGCGAGAUGCAGAUCUCCAGGGGGGAGUUCCUCGAGCUGCUGCAGAACGAGGAGGCCAUGGAGCUGCUGGAGAGGGCUGGCGUGGACAUGCUGGUGCUGCUGGACUUUGCGGACUUCUUCUUCCAGAGCGACCGCCUGGGCCACCAUUUCGACAAGAGCCUCGGCUUCGACGACUUCAUCGGCACGGUGCUGAAGCUGCGCAGCGGCGGCGGAGUGGGCUUGAGGGACGUGCUCGAGCUGCGGAAGUUCGUGCGCGACGAGACCCUGGGCUUGCAGGUCGCGCUCUCGCGCAUCGAGGCGCGACUUGGGCACGCUGGCCCCUGCGCGUGA